Molecule: messenger RNA, 579 nt
Organism: Fusarium sp. VM40
Lineage: Eukaryota; Fungi; Ascomycota; Sordariomycetes; Hypocreales; Nectriaceae
Source: the annotation of a GenBank genome assembly
AUGAGCUAUCCAGCUCAGAAGCUCAAGCCCUUUACGCUGUACAUGACCGUAUCUGUCCCCGAGGAGCCGGCUCAUACUAUAGCCCAUCGCUACGAUCGUGACACAAGCGAUAUUAAGGUCUCGGGCUCUAAAGACUCUGACGGAGGCCAAUACGUUGCCGGCUCAGGUGACUUUGAAUGGGGACUCUACUGGCAUCGCAAGCUUGGUGAUGGAACAUGGCACACCUUUCGCUUCACCUCACCUCCGAUGUACAAAGGGCCGCCCGGACUCUACAAGCCCUGGGUCUACCAUCGAGUCGACGUGAAGGAAUCUCCGCGUCUUCAUCACCAUGUCGUCGGGCUUGUUCGGGUCAUGCGCGUUCCCGAAUCUUUGGGCAAAGAAAUCUCCGCCUACCUCGACUGGCUGGCACCUAUCGCGGCGACCAAGGCAACACGGGAUGACUCCUGGGCAACAACGAUCUGCCUGCGAGCACGAGUCUAUGUGGCCAAGAAGCUGGAAGUAAUCGACACGGCAGCAGAGAGCUUUGAUGCUCCUCGGCUGAUUUGCCAGUCGAUGGAGUUUGCCUAUCGCGAGGUGUAG